This is a messenger RNA of Peromyscus eremicus (cactus mouse), 1595 nucleotides long. RefSeq names its product pantothenate kinase 3 (gene Pank3). The transcript has 7 exons. Lineage: Eukaryota; Metazoa; Chordata; Mammalia; Rodentia; Cricetidae. Bases 126 to 1238 code for a protein of 370 amino acids. Gene Ontology annotation, molecular function: ATP binding; pantothenate kinase activity. Gene Ontology annotation, biological process: coenzyme A biosynthetic process. Gene Ontology annotation, cellular component: nucleus; cytosol. The record is from RefSeq and is a predicted model, not a curated record.
CCCCGCCCGGCCUGAGGGGAGGAACCGGCCGGGCCUCGCCGCGCGGCCCAGCCAGCUCCGGAGUAUUCGCUGCUCUUCGCUGAGCUCUACACCCAAGGCUACCCCUCGCGCCUUAGGCCGACGCCAUGAAGAUCAAGGAUGCCAAAAAACCCUCUUUCCCAUGGUUUGGCAUGGACAUUGGGGGAACUCUGGUAAAGCUCUCAUAUUUUGAACCUAUUGAUAUCACAGCAGAGGAAGAACAAGAGGAAGUUGAGAGCUUAAAAAGCAUUCGGAAGUAUUUGACUUCUAACGUAGCGUAUGGAUCAACUGGCAUUCGGGAUGUACACCUUGAACUGAAGGACUUAACACUUUUUGGACGAAGAGGGAACUUGCACUUUAUCAGAUUUCCAACCCAGGACCUGCCUACUUUUAUCCAAAUGGGAAGAGAUAAAAACUUCUCAACCUUACAAACGGUGCUGAGUGCUACAGGAGGCGGUGCUUACAAGUUUGAGAAAGAUUUUCGCACAAUUGGAAACCUCCACCUGCACAAACUGGAUGAACUUGACUGCCUUGUAAAGGGCUUGCUGUAUAUAGAUUCUGUCAGUUUCAAUGGGCAAGCAGAAUGCUAUUAUUUUGCUAAUGCCUCAGAACCUGAACGAUGCCAAAAGAUGCCUUUUAACCUGGAUGAUCCUUAUCCACUGCUGGUAGUGAAUAUUGGCUCAGGAGUCAGUAUUUUAGCAGUUCAUUCCAAAGACAACUAUAAAAGAGUGACUGGGACAAGCCUUGGAGGAGGUACGUUUCUUGGUUUAUGCAGCUUAUUGACUGGCUGUGAAAGUUUUGAAGAGGCUCUUGAAAUGGCAUCCAAAGGUGACAGCACCCAAGCUGAUAGGCUGGUCCGUGAUAUAUAUGGUGGAGAUUAUGAAAGAUUUGGUCUGCCAGGCUGGGCUGUGGCAUCCAGUUUUGGGAAUAUGAUUUAUAAGGAGAAGCGAGAAACUGUUAGUAAAGAGGAUCUGGCGAGAGCUACUUUAGUUACUAUCACCAAUAACAUUGGUUCUGUGGCACGAAUGUGUGCUGUUAAUGAGAAAAUAAACAGAGUUGUCUUCGUUGGAAACUUUCUACGUGUCAAUACUCUCUCUAUGAAACUUCUGGCAUAUGCUUUGGAUUACUGGUCAAAAGGUCAAUUGAAAGCAUUGUUUCUAGAACAUGAGGGAUACUUUGGAGCCGUUGGUGCACUUCUUGGACUGCCAAAUUUCAGCUAAAACGUCAGAGAACUUUAUGAAGAAAUGUCAUCCAGGAGGAACUGAUCCAGAGACUGUAUUCAUUAUUUGUUACUGGGAACCAAAGGAUAAAAGAGUAACACUAUUUGUGUUGAUUUUAAAUGUCAGAACGGUGAGCUCAUGAGCUUUGCUGCCUGGAAAGACCUCUGUAAUGGGAAGUAUUCCUCAUUGAUUGUCCCCUGUUUGUAUAUAUAGCCAGCGUUCUAUCUUAUAUGCAAUACAGCCUCUUGAUUGUUGAACUUUUCUCAAAAAAUGAUUUUCUAUUUAUUUGAUGUAGCCAGCAUUGUAGUACUGUAUGUUCAAACACACUUCAAAUCUCAGAAAUGUUUGCUUAUGCAA